Molecule: messenger RNA, 2706 nt
Organism: Rangifer tarandus platyrhynchus (Svalbard reindeer)
Lineage: Eukaryota; Metazoa; Chordata; Mammalia; Artiodactyla; Cervidae
Source: the annotation of a GenBank genome assembly
AUGGGGGCAGCGAGCUGCGAGGAUGAGGAGCUGGAAUUUAAGCUGGUGUUCGGGGAGGAAAAGGAGGCCCCCCCGCUGGGCGCGGGUGGGGCGGGGGAAGAACUGGACUCAGAGGACGCCCCACCAUGCUGCCGUCUGGCCCUGGGGGAGCCCCCUCCCUAUGGCGCUGCUCCCAUUGGCAUUCCCCGGCCUCCACCCCCUCGGCCUGGCAUGCACUCCCCACCACCCCGCCCGGCCCCCUCACCUGGCACUUGGGAGAGCCAGCCAGCCCGGUCAGUGAGGCUGGGGGGGCCGGGAGGGAGCUCCGGGGGGGCUGGGGGAGGCCGUGUUCUUGAGUGCCCCAGCAUCCGCAUCACCUCUAUCUCUCCCACUCCCGACCCACCAGCUGCGCUGGAGGACAACUCAGAUCCCUGGGGGGAAGGCUCCCCCAGGGACUACCCCCCACCGGAAGGCUUUGGAGGCUACCGAGAGGCAGGGGGGCAGGGUGGGGGCCCAUUCUUCAGUCCAAGCCCGGGCAGCAGCAGCCUGUCCUCCUGGAGCUUCUUCUCAGAUGCCUCGGAUGAGGCAGCCUUGUAUGCUGCCUGUGAUGAGGUGGAGUCUGAGCUAAAUGAGGCAGCCUCCCGCUUUGGCCUGGGCUCCCCACUGCCCUCACCCCGGGCCUCCCCGAGGCCGUGGACCCCCGAUGACCCCUGGAGCCUGUAUGGUCCAAGUCCUGGAGGCCGGGGGCCAGAGGAUAGCUGGCUACUCCUCAGUGCUCCUGGGCCCACCCCAGCCUCCCCACGACCUGCCUCUCCAUGUGGCAAGAGGCGCUAUUCCAGCUCGGGAACCCCAUCUUCGGCCUCCCCAGCUCUGUCCCGCCGAGGCAGCCUAGGGGAGGAGGGGCCUGAGCCACCUCCACCACCCCCCUUGCCUCUGGUCCGGGACCCUGGCUCCCCUGGCCCCUUUGACUAUGUGGGAGCCCCAUCGGCCGAAAGCAUCCCCCAGAAGACCCGGAGGACUUCCAGCGAGCAGGCGGUGGCCCUGACUCGGUCUGAGGAGCCUGCCCCGUGCAAUGGGAAGCUGCCCUCGGGAGUAGAGGAGGCCGGGGCUCCUCCUGGGGGUCCUCGGAAGGAGGUGGCUGGCAUGGAUUACCUGGCGGUGCCUUCUCCACUGGCUUGGUCCAAGGCCCGGAUUGGGGGACACAGCCCCAUCUUCAGGACCUCUGCCCUCCCCCCGCUGGACUGGCCUUUGCCCAGCCAGUAUGAGCAGCUGGAGCUGAGGAUCGAGGUGCAGCCCAGAGCCCACCACCGGGCCCACUAUGAGACAGAGGGCAGCCGGGGAGCUGUCAAAGCAGCCCCUGGUGGUCACCCUGUAGUCAAGCUCCUAGGCUACAGUGAGAAGCCGCUGACCCUGCAGAUGUUCAUCGGCACCGCAGACGAGCGGAACCUGCGGCCUCAUGCCUUCUAUCAAGUGCACCGUAUCACCGGCAAGAUGGUGGCCACGGCCAGCUAUGAAGCUGUAGUCAGUGGUACCAAGGUGUUGGAGAUGACCCUGCUCCCUGAGAACAACAUGGCAGCCAACAUUGACUGUGCUGGAAUCCUGAAGCUUCGGAAUUCGGAUAUUGAAUUGCGGAAGGGCGAGACGGACAUCGGGCGCAAGAACACACGAGUGCGGCUGGUGUUCCGCGUACACGUGCCCCAAGGCAGCGGCAAGGUUGUCUCCGUCCAGACAGCAUCAGUGCCCAUCGAGUGCUCCCAGCGAUCAGCUCAGGAGUUGCCCCAGGUGGAGGCCUACAGCCCCAGUGCCUGCUCUGUCAGGGGUGGGGAGGAGCUCGUGCUGACUGGCUCCAACUUCCUGCCGGACUCCAAGGUGGUGUUCAUCGAGAGGGGCCCCGAUGGAAAGUUGCAAUGGGAGGAGGAGGCCACGGUGAACCGGUUGCAGAGCAAUGAGGUGACUCUGACCCUGACUGUCCCCGAGUACAGCAACAAGCGCGUGUCCCGGCCCGUCCAGGUCUACUUUUACGUCUCCAAUGGGCGGAGGAAGCGCAGUCCUACCCAGAGUUUCAAGUUCCUGCCUGUGAUCUUCAAGGAGGAGCCUCUACCGGAUGCAUCUCUCCAGGGCUUCCCCUCAGCAUCGGGGCCCCCCUUUGGCUCUGACAUGGACUUCUCACCACCCAGGCCCCCCUACCCCUCCUAUCCCCAUGAAGACCCUGCUUAUGAAACGCCUUACCUGUCAGAAGGCUUCAGCUAUGGCACGCCCCCACUGUACCCCCAGACGGGGCCCCCACCAUCCUACAGACCUGGCCUGCGGAUGUUCCCUGAGACUGGGGGUACCACAGGUUGUGCCCGCCCACCUCCAGUCUCUUUCCUUCCCCGGCCCUUCCCUAGUGACCCCUAUGGAGGACGGGGCUCCCCCUUUCCCCUGGGGCUGCAGUUCCCUCCUCCCUCCCCCUUCCGGCCCCCACUGCCUUCAUCCCCACCACUUGAAGGCCCCUUCCCUCCCCAGGGCAGUGUUCGCCCCCCACCUGCUGAGGGAUACAGUGAGGUAGGGCCAAGCUACGGCCCUGGGGAGGGGGCUCCGGAGCAGGAGAAAUCCAGGGGUGGCUACGGCAGCGGCUUCCGAGACAGUGUCCCUAUCCAGGGUAUCACGCUGGAGGAAGUGAGUGAGAUCAUUGGCCGAGACCUGAGUGGCUUCCCUGCACCUCCUGGAGAAGAGCCUCCCGCCUGA